UAAAUUUAUCACGGUUGACUCGUUUUCAACGAAUCGGUGACAUUUUUUUAUUUGACAUAUUUGUUCAAUAAAUAAUUGAAUUAGAUCAAUUUCGCUAGCUAAUAACUGGUUGAUGUAUUUUUAAAAUUAUUACUAUCAUAGUAAACAAAAAAUAUAUUUCUUUUGUAUAUAAAAAUGUCGGAUAGAGAAAACGAAGUUUUAAACUUUUAUAAGGAAUGGAAAAAUGAAGUUUUAGAAGAUCUGAGGGAUGAAUUAGUUAAGGAUCUUUUUCCGCAUAAGCAUUUCUCUUUUUUACGAGUUCAGAAAAUAUUCGACGAAGAAGACGAAGAGGAGAUAAAGUACGAAAAGACUAGAAAACAACAAGCUGAAUGCUUUAUAAAUAAAAUAUCUAAAAAAGGACCUGCUGCAUUUGAUAAUUUUUGCGAGUCUUUGCUAAAUACUGCAGGAUCUCAGCAUCUUUUAGAGAAGCUACUGGAAGCCUUUGAGAAAAAAACACAACAGAUAAACGAACAGGGUCAUAUAAGAAACUCAUUUUAUAGAUAUAAAAUAGAUUAUAUUCCAGAGCCAGGACAAAUUGGUGGCCCACCUUUACCAAACGAGACAAAUCUUGAACCACCACCACCGUAUUAUGAAUAAUAGUAUUGUAUACAAUUUCUAUAAUUUCAUAAAUGAAUAUGAUUAAAAGUAAAUAUAGAAA
Molecule: messenger RNA, 697 nt
Organism: Hydra vulgaris (swiftwater hydra)
Lineage: Eukaryota; Metazoa; Cnidaria; Hydrozoa; Anthoathecata; Hydridae
Product: B-cell lymphoma/leukemia 10
Biological process (GO): positive regulation of extrinsic apoptotic signaling pathway; adaptive immune response; apoptotic process
Cellular component (GO): CBM complex; cytosol
Molecular function (GO): protein kinase B binding; kinase activator activity; transcription coactivator activity
Source: RefSeq, a predicted model, not a curated record